UUCGUUGUCUCAAAACCCUCUCAGCCCCCAUGGCAUCCAUAACCCAAUCAUCAAUCUUCAAUCUCACCACUUUUCCUUCCAUCUCAAUCACCAUUCCCAACAACCCCACCACCACUCUCCGCCCAUUUCACCACCACCGUCACCACCAUCUCAAUCUCCGCCACACCACCCAAAAAUGCCACUACAAGAUAUCAAUAGAACACGAUGGGCAAGCAACCGAAAUUGAAGUUGACCCAGAUGAAACAAUACUAGAAAAAGCUCUUGAAACAGGAAUGUCAGUACCCCAUGAUUGUAAACUUGGAGUUUGUAUGACGUGUCCUGCAAAAAUGAUAAGUGGAAAUGUGGAUCAAAGUGAAGGGAUGCUAAGUGAUGACGUCAUUGAACGUGGGUAUUCUUUGUUGUGUGUUUCGUAUCCGAAAUCGGAUUGUGUUGUUAAGAUUAUACCUGAAGAGGAAUUGCUUUCUUUGCAACUAGCUACUGCUGAUGAUUAGAUUUUGUUUUUGCUUUUGGUUUUUUUUUUUGGUUGUAUGAUUUUUAUUGAAAUGAUGAUAAUGAUAAAGUAGAUAGUUGUGAUACAUUGUUACUUUUAAAUAUAUAUUUUUAUUGGAAAAUUUUUGAUUUAGUUGUGUUUGAAAGUCA
Messenger RNA from Erigeron canadensis, 639 nucleotides. RefSeq names its product ferredoxin C 1, chloroplastic-like. Bases 30 to 491 code for a protein of 153 amino acids. Gene Ontology annotation, biological process: electron transport chain. The transcript has a single exon. Lineage: Eukaryota; Viridiplantae; Streptophyta; Magnoliopsida; Asterales; Asteraceae. The record is from RefSeq and is a predicted model, not a curated record. Gene Ontology annotation, molecular function: electron transfer activity; 2 iron, 2 sulfur cluster binding.